Ziziphus jujuba (common jujube) is the source of this 1026-nucleotide messenger RNA. RefSeq lists its product as uncharacterized. Gene Ontology annotation, molecular function: ubiquitin binding. Gene Ontology annotation, cellular component: ESCRT I complex. Gene Ontology annotation, biological process: ubiquitin-dependent protein catabolic process via the multivesicular body sorting pathway. NCBI's taxonomy places the organism in Eukaryota, Viridiplantae, Streptophyta, Magnoliopsida, Rosales, Rhamnaceae. The coding region runs from base 116 to 808 and encodes 230 amino acids. The record is from RefSeq and is a predicted model, not a curated record. The transcript has 5 exons.
UGUCCGAUUCGUACCCCGUUUUGUAUCCCGAUUGAAGACCGUCACUUUCUUUGAAACCUUCCUCUCUUUUGCUUUCUCUGCACACAUACUCUCUCUCUCUCUCUGAGGAUUUCUUAUGGACUACGACUUCAGGAACAGGCCCGGUCCACCCUACGAUUCGCAAAUCCCGAUGUACCGUCAGUCCUCGUCAUCAUCAUCGGCGCCAAGCCAUCCGUUGUACGGACCGCCAUCGUCGACUUCGUCGUCGUCGUCGGCUAUGUACCCGAGGAUAGGUCAAUCUUCUGCGCAUACCUCUGUUCCACCCGUAGGCCGUCCUUUUCCUCACCACCAGACGACCUCCCCUUCUCCUUCAUCAGGAGUGGGCAUUCGAGUUGCUAUAAAACCUGAAUAUCGAAUCACUCCACCACCUCAACUACUACCACAAAUAGGUGACAUACCCCACAGUAAUUUCCAAUAUGAUUUUGAUUUUGAGAGAAAAGUUAUAGCUGAAGCAGAGAAAGAAAACCAAAAUUGGAGCAGGCUUGGGUUGGAAAACCUUCCAGCUAGGACUACGUCAUCAGCAUCUUCAGUGGGCACUUCUGUGGAUCCUGUAGUGAGCAAAUAUAUUGCUUCAGGGCUUAAUCGAGAAGCUGUUCCUCUUGCUGUUGCACAUUACGGAGACAAUCCUACCAAGGUUCGGAGUUUUGUCAAUGGCUACACCCUUCUACGAGAAAUGGGGUUUUCAUCGAACAGUGUGGCUGAAGCCUUAGUCAUGUAUGACAAUGACACUGACAAAGCAUUGGCACAUUUCCUUAACAGCUCAUCCUGAGCAUUCUGUCAAUCAUGGAGGAUAAAGCGAUUGUUUGCUACAAAGUUGUUUUCUCUUGGGUUGUAUUGUGCUUUCACUUUAUCCUGAUUGUAAAAAGCGUUUCUAGCAGUCAUACCCUGUUAAACGUGUCAUAAAUUCAUUCUAAUUGCUUAGUUAUGUCACGAUGUUGAAUUCAUCUAUAUAUAAUUAAGAUUUGCAGAUAUGCAAUUGAAGGGGCA